Messenger RNA from Colletotrichum phormii, 3106 nucleotides. Its product is annotated as sorting nexin mvp-1. Gene Ontology annotation, molecular function: phosphatidylinositol-3-phosphate binding. Gene Ontology annotation, cellular component: endosome. Bases 459 to 2717 code for a protein of 752 amino acids. Gene Ontology annotation, biological process: retrograde transport, endosome to Golgi; protein targeting to vacuole. NCBI's taxonomy places the organism in Eukaryota, Fungi, Ascomycota, Sordariomycetes, Glomerellales, Glomerellaceae. The record is from RefSeq and is a predicted model, not a curated record. The transcript is spliced from 5 exons.
GUCCUCCUUUCAUCAUCGUCUUUUUAUUCCUUGCGCUCUGUUGGUGUUUGCAAGGUACGGAUACUCGACUGGACUAGACGCAGCAUAGCUCUCCCAGCCGAACUCAAGCUCUCUCGGCUCUCUGUUACUGCGAUACCUUGACGUUGGCGCCAGUACCUACGCGGCAAGCUUACUCCGUCCGGACCUUUGGUCACCACGACUCACCCGUGGACCUCUCUGCUCUCUUACCUCAUCUCGUCACACUGCAACCGGCCGUAUUCUACAAAGUCCCCAGUUACGCAUCAAUUACGAGGCCUCUCUGCUCUGCGUCCUGCGUUGGAUAGCGCACUCCUCCGACCAGCAGCCCUUCCAAUUCGUCCAAGGCAGGUCAAUCGGCCUCCAGAGUACAGAUACCACCAGCCAGAUUCCAGUACUACCUCGACGACCUUGGAGCUCGUUACCACCAAUAAUCGCCUACAAUGUCCCUCUUCGGAUCAUCACCACCGGCGGAUUCGCCCUCAAACACCUCUGCUGCACCCUCGCGAUCGCUGUUCGACGAAGGCUCCAUGUCAAAGUCCGGCUCCAAUUCGCUCUUCACCGACGACGAUCUCGCCGGAGCUGAGAGCUCGCCCUGGGACAUGCCCACUCCGAGGAAGAAGCAGUCGCGCGCCGAUGUCGUCCGCAACCUCUUAUCCGCCUCCGACGUGCCCGAGCCCUACAUUGAGACCUUUGACGCAGUCGUGCGCGAAGAUGGCAGCGGAGAGCGCGUCAACGCCGGUGGCAUAGCCAAGCUAUUCGCUGCUGCGCGCCUGGGAGCCGACCAGCAGGCGCAGAUCAUGUCCAUGGUUGUGCCAGCUGCAGGUGGCGACAUUGCUGUCGGACGCGGCGAGUUCAACGUCCUGCUGGCUCUUAUUGCCCUGUCACAGGAGGGCGACCACAUCAGCCUCGACACCGUCGACGAGCGACGCAGAAAUCUCCCACUCCCCAAGCUCGCCGGCUUGACUGCUGCUCCCGUGAUGCCUCCCGUCUCCGAGCUUGCUGCCAAACCUCCUCAAGCCCCUGCAACCCCCGUCCAAGAUACCCCAUCGCCGCCCUCACCGCCGCCGCCGCAGCCCACUACUCUGCGCCGACCUCCGAUGGACUUCCCAGAGCCAGAGGACCCAUGGAACUCUCCCGAUGUACACAAGGGCCACGCGCACGCCAUCGCCGAGUCCCCUAGUAGAACCAACGGCGCCAGCCCCCAGCGCCCGGCAGCAAAUGGCAAUGGCAACGGCAACGGCAACGGCCACUACAGCACGUCUCCGAGCACCGCUAUCGCCGGCCGAACCAUGUCUUCCUACACGUCUGCGGCCAUCGGCUCAGAGAGAAGUCCCGGGCGCCAGGAUGUAAACACUGGGACAUCGCCGGGUGGUGGAUGGGGUGGCUAUUUUGACGGCAACACCACGGGAGGCGGCUUCAGCGAGCCGCCCCCCAACAACCAGGUCACAAGUCCCUUCGGUGGUGCGAGCGGUGGACGCGACGCGAAUCUGAACCCCGCGACCGUGCCGUCUCUGCGGCCCGCCGUAAGCGGUCGUUCGGGAAGUUCUGUGGAGGAGAACGUCGUCGUCACGUUGAUGCCGGAGAAGGAAGGACUCUUCAUGUUCCAACAUCACAACUACGAGGUUGCGAGCGUCCGACGAGGUAGCAAGGUUAUCAGGCGGUACAGCGACUUUGUAUGGCUUUUGGACUGCCUGCACAAGCGGUAUCCGUUCAGGGCCCUCCCUCUACUGCCGCCUAAGCGUGUUGCUGUCAACGGCAACCACUUCUCUAACGACGGUGCCUUUAUCGAGAAGCGCCGCAGAGGCCUGGCAAGGUUCCUCAACGCCCUUGUCCGGCAUCCCAUUCUGAGCCAGGAACAGCUCAUCAUCAUGUUCCUCACUGUCCCGACUUAUCAGGAACUGGCUGUAUGGCGCAAGCAGGCCACCAUCUCCGUCCAAGACGAGUUCUCAGGACGUGCCCUGCCGCCCAACCUGGAAGAUUCGUUGCCGCCCACCCUCGAGGGCAUGUUUGAGAAGACGCGCUCCGGCAUCAGACGGUCAGCCGAGCUGUACAUUAACAUCUGUAACGUCAUGGACCGCCUGGUGAAGCGCAGCGAGGGAGUUGCGGCGGACCACGCUCGCAUCGCCAUGUCUCUGACUUCCCUCACUGAGACGAGCGCCGACACAUACGCCAGCGACACCAACGAUGUCCCUCUGCUCAAUGAUGGCCUGACGUCCAUGAGCAGACAUCUGAGAACGUGCCAGACGCUUUUGGAAGAUGAGAGCAAGGCCUGGGACGAGGGUGUGUUGGAGGAUCUGAAGCGCCAGCGAGACGCUCUGGUGAGCAUCCGUGACUUGUUCGAUCGCAGGGAACGUCUAGACAAGGACAAUAUUCCCUACCUCGAGCGGAGGAUCCAGACGAAUGAGACCAAGUUAGCCAGUCUUCGCAGCAAACCUGAUGGCAUGGUCAAGCCUGGUGAGAUUGAGAAGGUGGUUGAGUCGAUUCUCAAGGACAAGGAGUCUAUCGUCAACCAACACAACCGAUCCAUCUUUGUCAAGGAGUGCAUCCGCGACGAGCUCAUCUACUUCCAGACUACGCAGUUCCACGUCUCGCGCUGGAACCAGGACUGGGCCCAGGAGCGCGUCAAGUACUCUGAAAUGCUGGCUGACAACUGGCGCCGCCUCCUCGAUGAGCUUGACGGCAUGCCCCUCGGCGACUAAUUACAUUUUCCUCCCUACUUCACCCUUUCUCAUGAACGCAUCGGCUUUGCAUAUGAGCGUCUCUUCACUACUGGCGUUCCGGUCUUUCCUCUUCAUCCGCCGGGAUUGUUUCGACUCUUGCGUUGGACUGUGUCAGCAACAGUCUCCCCCCAGUUUUGUACGAAUUUGUGUCCGAUGGUCCUUGUCUUUUUUUCUUCUGAGCACGAUAUCUCUCAAGUCAGAAUGUACAUCUUAGAGCAGGGACCCGUUGCCGAAUACCCUUUGGUUACGCAAGUUGCUUUUAAUACAUUGUUCUUAAUCUCAGCAUCAUCUUUUGUUCUUGCAUACCGUGACUCUCCUGGCAAUUUCUUCGAGAUCAACGAAGCGAAGUUGCCGUCGCCGUUGUAAUC